Messenger RNA from Lecanosticta acicola, 2003 nucleotides. The record is from the annotation of a GenBank genome assembly. Lineage: Eukaryota; Fungi; Ascomycota; Dothideomycetes; Mycosphaerellales; Mycosphaerellaceae.
AUGCCCUGCUUCAAGGGUUUGUUGCUCCAUGAAUACUCGAAUACACGGUCGAGUACUGACAUGAGUCGCAGGCCUUGCGGUCUCCAUCCACACUCCUAAUGGUAAUUGAAUCACUGCACUCUAUCCCCAACAUCCAAAUCGCUAAUUCGGCGCAGGCCCAAUUGCGGAGCACUCGGUUCAGAAGCAGUCGAGGCAGGUGGGUGCAAUUUCCAAUGCGAUGCUCGUCACCACACAUGCUGUAUUGACCCGGCGUUUAGAACCGUAUAUCUACCUACAUCCCUGUGCCUCCGGCCAAAGUUCCUGAAGGAUCUACAACUGGCAAGCCCGAACAAUCCACCUUUGCCAUAUCCAUCACGCUCCUGACGCCGGGCCUGAACGUCCCGUACUCGACACCGAAGCCCACACCGGAAGACCCGAACCCAAAGCCACGAGUUGUUGGCGGUCUGCCCGGCAAUCUCAGCGACCGUGGCAAAUACGACGCGGCUAUUCCUCCUUACGUUCCCCGCACGACCAAUCCAAAUGAGACCAUCGCGGCAUACAUCUACUUCGACGGGCGCGCGAAAGAAGAGGUCGCAACGCUGCUCAGACGUGGUGAAGAGACAUGGGUCAACUCUCGCUGGGUCAGCGUGCCCGAGUCUGAAGGCGGAGGUCUAGCGGAACGCGAGUUCUUGUUCAGAGAAGUGGGUCUGGAGAGAUGGCUGAAUGGACUCGAUUUGCAAGGCAGCAACAAGGACAAGGCGGAGCGGAUAGAGCGACGCCAGCGGAGACUGGAGAAGAAGAGACGGAAGAAGAAGGACGAACUGGAUGACAGUGAUGAUGAGGACAGCAAAGAACCCAAGAGACUCGACAGGAAUGGCGUGCUACGGUAUGGUGGAGAGGAUGGCUCACCCGUGGAGGACCUUCCCACGGAGGAAGGUCUCUUCUCGUCCGACUCAGACUCCGAUGACGAGCCGCCGCAGCCUGAAGCCGCAGGUCAAAUCAAGGUAGCACUCUUUCGCGUUCUUGCUAGUGGCGAGAUCAAGCGAGGAGAGUACUCACCCCAAUUUGAUGCCCACGAUGACGAUGAAAUGGAAAAUGGAGGCGGCGAUGGAGCUGACGGAGAUGUUGACCACACCACGAGCUUUGCGAAACCGAAGACACUUGACCCGAAGACCAUCAGCACACAAACAGUCACAGGCCUGGAUCCUCCGGAAUCUCCUUACGCUGUGUUCACGUUCUUCUACCGUGGAGAGAAGCAACUCCGCAAGAUGGGUAUCAUUUCGAAUCCCGAGGCGCAGAAGACUCCUCAGUCCAGUCGACGCAAGUCAUCAGGCCCGGACUUUUCAAAUCUAGGCCCGCUCAAAUCGACUGGCACAGUCGGGUUUUCGGGAUAUAGGGAUUCAUCCAACACGAAGCGCAAGAACCAGAAGAACCGUGACGGUGACGCUAUGGAUAGUGACGCCGACGAAGAUGAUGACGAGCGGCUGCCGAAUGGAGAGGAGGAAGGUGACUCGAAGCAAGAGAACGGCAGUAGCAUGCUGUCCCCGGAAGAUGCCAAGCGCACGGGUGAGAUCUCGGAAGGCGUGCAGAAGAUCAAGGUAAUGUAAUUUCGCAUGGGAUGAGGGAGGACGAUUCUGACUUCGUGGCAGCUCAAGAGGCAGCAUUCUUCUGACGCAAUCACCGAGAAUCCUACGCGCAAGUCACCGUUCAUGAAGACCGAUGACUCUCCUCCCGUUGGAACUCCGCAGUCGGUGAACUCUACCGCAGCGAACGCAGGCACCCCUCCGGACGGUUUAUCGCCGACCAAUCUAGACACUGGCGACACUGGCGCAAGCCCAUUCAAGCGCCAGCGGGCAAGCGAGCCUGGACCGAACAGCGGCGUCGGCUUCGCAUCCCUCGAUUCCAGCUUGAACGAGACUCUCCCAGCUACAUCCAUGGCGGAUGCCAGCGUGGGAGGACAGCGGGCGGCAUCGACUCCUGAUUGCAAGCGCGAGAUCAAGGAGGAUUCCGAUGAGGAAUUGUGA